CCGUCCCGCUGCACGGCCCGGCGGCAGCGGCGUCUCCGAGCAACGGCGGGCGGAAGCGGCGGAGCGGAGCGGGCGGUGUACGUCCCUGCAGGGUCACUGCCAUGGUACUGAAGGUGUUCUUUCCAUCAUGCUGCUCCUCUGCGGACAGCGGCAUUUUGAUCGGCCGCUGGAUCUCUGAGCAGAACUCUGCUGUCAUCCUUGCUGUGGUGCACUUCCCCUUCAUCCCUGUCCAGGUGAAGCAGUACCUUGGGGAAGUUCAGCGUGCGACUAAAGUCAGUGUCUCUGUGCUUGGCUCGUGGAGCAAUAGCAAACAGGAGAAAGAAGAGAGUCUCAGUGAGUUCUUGGAAGACCUUGGGACCAUAUUCUGCCAUGAGCCAUGGAUCCAGAUAAGCAAAGAGGGGGACAGCAAAUUCUGGAGCUGUUCUAUCCUUCAGAAACACUCUAAGAACCCUCAGGAGGAAGAAAUCCUCUUGGUGUACUAUGACCAGCGCAAGGUCAUGCUUUCCCAUCUGCACCCCCCUUUGGACACAGCUGGCCAGAGGGCAGAGGAUGCCUCAAAGCUCUCGGCCAUCUUUGACACAGUGGCCAGGAGCCAGGUCCUGUUCAUGACAGACAGGUACGACGAGGGGCCCAUCAAGCUGACCCACUGGCAGUCGGAUGGGGUGGAGGCCAGUAUCAUUGUGGAGCUGCUGAAGCAGGCCUCUGUGCCUGCCUGCAUGCUGCUGACAUUCCUGCUCUCACUGCUCUCUGGGAUCUGCAGGAGCAGGGUGCUGAAGUUUUGGCCUUUGUCUUUCUUGUGGAGCAAACUCUCAACCUGUGAGCAGCUGGGACAUCGCCUGCAGCACCUCCAGGUCAUCAGCAGCAACAAGAAGGCUCAAAACCAAAAUCAGCUGAUGAGGAAAGCCAACAUCUUUGUGUCUCUGCUGAUUGAUGUGGCCCUGGGGAUACUGCUGAUGUCAUGGCUGUACAGGAAGAACCGCAUUGGUCACCUUGCUGACACCCUCAUCCCUGUGGCUGACCACGUGGCUGAAGAGCUGCAGGACCUGCUCCAGUGGCUGAUGGGAGCACCAGCUGGACUGAAAAUGAACCGAGCCUUGGAUCAAGUCUUGGGCCGCUUCUUCCUUUAUCACAUCCAUCUUUGGAUCAGCUACAUCCACCUGCUGUCCCCCUUCAUUGAGAUGAUCCUGUGGUACGUGGGGCUGUCGGCCUGCCUGGGCCUGACCGUGGCUCUCUGCAUCCUCUCCGACAUCAUCGCUCUCCUGACCUUCCACAUCUACUGCUUCUAUGUCUACGGGGCCAGGCUCUAUUGCCUGAAGAUCUACGGCCUGUCCUCUCUGUGGCGCCUGUUCCGGGGCAAGAAGUGGAAUGUGCUGCGGCAGCGGGUGGAUUCCUGCUCCUAUGACCUGGACCAGUUGUUUAUUGGCACUUUGCUGUUCACAAUCCUGCUGUUCCUUCUGCCAACAACUGCGCUGUAUUAUUUGGUGUUUACCCUGCUCCGGUUGCUGGUGGUGAUUGUGCAGGGCCUCAUACACUUGCUGGUGGACCUGGUUGAUUCCCUGCCUCUUUAUUCCCUCAUCCUUCGCCUCUGCAGAUCCUACAGGCUCGCAGCUGGAGUGAAGUUCAGAGUCCUUGAGCAGCAGGAUGGAAAACCUCUGCGUCUCCUCAUGCAGAUCAACCCCCUCUCCUAUGGAGGUGUGGUCCAGACCUACAAACUACCCACCUACAGCUGCUAUCCCAGGGACUCCUGGGCAUCCCUCUGCAAGAAACUGUUCCUUGGAGAGCUCAUCUACCCUUGGAAACACAAAGGAGACAAGCAGAACUAAAGACAGUGGAAGAACUUGGGAACUUGACCUGAAAAACUUACUGACUCCUAAUGCUUUGGGACCAAAGGCUGCUCAGAGCCAGCUACUGCUCCAUCCCUUUAAAGAGAUUUUGGUAACAUAGGAAGGGCUGAUUUUUAAAGGCAAGUAUUUUUAAACAUUAUUUUUCAGCUUCCUCUUCCCCUACACUGUGUUUGUAUAUUAUGCUAAUGAUUAUUUUGGAAGCAAAAGGUUAAACCCAUCAGUGCCUCAUGAAACCAGCACUCAGUGUUGUGGAGGGAGCAGCUCCCAAAUGGUCUGGGGAUGAAUUUCUUCUUCCAUGUCAGCUCACAGGGCCACAGCAAAUCAGCCCCUCAGGUGGUUCAGAGCCACAAUGCUGUGGUGCCUUCAGCCAGAGCAUGUUUUGGACCUUUUAUACUUCAGCCCUCAAGCCAGCUGAUCAAAACCAUGUGGAGAAUCAGCUCGUGGAGUCCUACUCUGAAAACUGAACAGCUGCGUGUCUGAGUUCAUGGGAUAUUUAUUAAUUUCUUUUGAGGAGGGUUUGCACUCACCCUCACUGCAGCACCAGAGGUGUGGGAAGAGCGAGGCUGGAGGCCCAAAAGCACAGACUGUUUUAUCAUGAUUCUGUGAUUUCUCUUGGGAGACUAGUUGCUUUGGAUACAUUUCCAAAGUGCAUGAGUGCUUGGCUUUCCAUGUUCUGGUCUCAUUUUGAUGUGUCUCCUAUUCUCUCUCUUGGAAAGGGUGCCUGUGCACUGGAGGGUGUUCCACUGGGCAUGCAGUGAUUGUGUCAAAUUUAAUUACAGUCCUUACCCAAAAUACA
Molecule: messenger RNA, 2640 nt
Organism: Haemorhous mexicanus (house finch)
Lineage: Eukaryota; Metazoa; Chordata; Aves; Passeriformes; Fringillidae
Gene: PIGQ
Product: phosphatidylinositol glycan anchor biosynthesis class Q
Exons: 11
Coding region: 102-1823 (573 amino acids)
Biological process (GO): GPI anchor biosynthetic process
Cellular component (GO): endoplasmic reticulum; membrane
Source: RefSeq, a predicted model, not a curated record